Dendroctonus ponderosae (mountain pine beetle) is the source of this 793-nucleotide messenger RNA. RefSeq lists its product as uncharacterized. Bases 229 to 705 code for a protein of 158 amino acids. The record is from RefSeq and is a predicted model, not a curated record. The transcript has 4 exons. NCBI's taxonomy places the organism in Eukaryota, Metazoa, Arthropoda, Insecta, Coleoptera, Curculionidae.
UUAAAGUGGGUAAAAGAAGAAGGAAAAAUAAAAAUACGAAAUAAUUGUUGAAUAUUAAAUUACAUCGCAUUUGUGUGUGAUUUGCGUCAAUGCAAUUCCUAUUACGAAUAGACUCUCCAGACUGCCAAUCACUCAACAAAAUCACUGCUCAGAUUACUUAUGGUUAAGUAAAGAUAACUGGAUAAAUAGGCUGAUUUUUCAAAUUUCUUCAGUAUUAUUAUUUUCAAUAUGAUUGUGAAGGAUAUAUUUUGGCUGGCGUUUGCGGUAAGCACCUUAAUCCAUGCGGUGUUUGCUGAUAUUGACUUCUUCUCGUGUGGCGGAUCUCGAGUCAGAUAUGUCUAUAUCAGGGAUUGUCUGCAAACACCGUGCGCAAUCCGAAUGGGAGACACCAUUCAAGCUCAUAUUAUUCCUGAGAAUAUUGAUACUCCGGUGCUUCAAACGAACGUUGAAGCAGGCUUGAUUCAAGUUGGGGCGUAUUUUGCCCAAACUGCCGUGUGCCUGAAUCCAUGCAUUUCUUCUUGCACUUUAACGCCUGCAGCUGAAACUUCGGCCGAACCAAGCGAACCCAAGUUUGACUUAAAUAUCACCAUCUCCAACUCUCUUAUACAACUGCCUUCGACUCUGCGAAUCAACACCAGAUACAUUGACUAUCUUGGGCAAAGUUCCCGGUUUUGCAUCGAAGUUUCAACCACAGUAAUUCGCUGAUUUGCCUGCAGAUCCCCAGCUACAUGGAGUGUAUGGGGGAUUAACAUAUUUUGUAUUAAUUACAAUUAAACGAUUGAAACCAGUGAAA